AUGGUACUUCGAUCAAAGGAUCAACGACAGUGGUCGCCCUACAAGAGAUUGCUUCUGAUGAUGAGUAUUUGUGACAUCAUGUUCAGCAUGACUAUUGGUGCUGCGGCCUUUCUUCGUCCAGAAGAAUCCAGCAAACGCUUGUGGGCUUUUGGUACAGAAGCGACAUGUAGUGCGGUUGGGUUCUUUCAUCAGCUUUCAACCAGUGCAAUCUGGUACAACGGUUCGCUGUCUACUUACUUCCUUCUUACCACCAGAUUUGGAAUGAAAAAUGCUGAUGUAUCAAGAUGCUUCGAACCCGUAAUGCAUGCGGUGUCAAUUGGAUUUCCACUCUUGACCGCAAUCUUUGGUUCCGUGAUUGGUUUGUGGGGAGAAAUGCCAGUCAACGGUUUUCGAUGCUACAUGGUCGAUCUCCCAAAAAACUGUGGUUCUCAGCCUGGACACAGUAGGGAAGAAUGCAUAUCCGACCGACUGUUCAUCAUGUUCUAUUACGUGCCUGUGAUCCUAACAUUUGUGGCACUGGUCGGGAACAAUACAAUCAUAUCACAUUUUGUUUGGAAGCAAACAAAUCCCAAAGCAGUACGUCAGAGAGCGACAUCGUCUGCUGGUGGCUCCAGCGGAGGGAAUCAUUCGUAUCCUUCCGCUGGUGAUUCAUCCACUAACAGCGAAUUGGAUACAAGUGGCCGUCAUUCCAAAUCCACUAGAACAUCGAAACAGGGAUCCACGGAACGGCGGAAACAACAGACCGAGAGACAAAAGGAACAAAGACAACGACUCCGGCUGAUCCGAUCCCAGGCUUUUCUGUUUGUCGCAUGCUAUACAACAAGCUAUAUAUGGCCCUUUGUGAUCAAUCAAUUGAAGAAAGGAGCCAAAAGCGAUGAGGAAUUGAUGGAUCUUCUUUGCAAGUACUAUCCAUUAAUGAUUUGUGAGGCGAUGUUGCUGCCUCUUCAGGGAAUGUUCAACCUCUUUGUAUUCAUCCGACCGAAAUGGCUCCGAUCCCGUCAUGAUUUUCCAAAGGAGAAUCUCAGGUGGGCUUUGAGAAGGUCAGUGUUUGGUGCCGAAAUCAAGCCGACACAGAGGAAGAAAGAGUCUUCGAGGUGCGCCUCGAAGAAUAGCUCGACGGGGAAGUGUAAGGUGAAAUUCACUGAUCCCUCCCAAACUGAAGACUAUUCAGGUUCCUUCGCUGUUUCCUCUGUCGCAAAACCGCUGAGUAGUGCUGUUUCCUCACUCAGCGGUAGCGGGUUGGAGCAGUCCGAUGAUGAAGGGCCACCGAUCACUACUCCACUAAAAGCAAAGAAGAAAAAGUGGUUCAAACCAAGGAAUCGAAAGCUUACGGAAGGCAGGAAUAAAGCAUUGGGAGGAAGCUUGCAAGUCAUCAGUGAACUUUCAGUUUCUCAGUUUCAAUCCAUCACAGAUAUGGAUGAUGAUGCCUUUCGUAUGAUCGAUGACGACCACAGUGAGAUUGAUGAUUCUGACCAUGAUGAAGACGAUGACGAUGUUAACACGCGCAAUUCAGAACCAGAAAACUCAGAAUUGCAAGAUUCACCAGAUCUUUCAAGUCGAUGGAGUGCCCACAUGUCCCAGGGGAGCUCGGCGAGGGGACAUUGGUCAGCGAGUCCUCGACAUCAAGUAGAGUUGGCAAUGCCAAGGAGAAUGAGCAGCAAUCAUGACAAUAUGAUGGUAGGUGAUAUAAACAGCAGUUCUGAAAGUGACGGCUCGGAUUGGGGUGGUGAUGACAGUAGCAGCGAGGGAAGCAGUAUCGCUUCAAACUUGGUCCAAAGUCCCCUGUCUCCGGUCGAACGAUCGCCUGAUGCUCCCAUCCGGAAACCUGUUCGUCGAAUGAGUCCGGUGCCUUUCCGGAACAAAUGGAGCGCUUAG
Messenger RNA from Cylindrotheca closterium, 1875 nucleotides. The record is from the annotation of a GenBank genome assembly. NCBI's taxonomy places the organism in Eukaryota, Bacillariophyta, Bacillariophyceae, Bacillariales, Bacillariaceae.